AUGCCGGUGAGCGCGACGAUGGGGGUAAUGAAGCCCCUCCUCGGCAAGCUCGCCACCCUGGCGGGCGACGAGUACAGUAAGCUCAAAGGGGUGAGGAAGCAGGCGUCCUUCCUCGAGAAGGAACUGAGCGCCAUGAACGCUGCCCUUGAGAAGAUGGAGCUUAUGGAUGAGCUCGACCCGGUGGCCAAAGACUGGAGAGACCGCGUCAGAGAGAUGUCCUACGACAUGGAUAACUGCAUUGAUGACUUCAUCCGCCAAUUUGGAGGUGCUCCUGCCAAGGCAGGCUUCAUCAAAGAGACCGUUCGACAUCUCAAGACGUUGGGACAGCGUCAUCGGAUUGCUGACCGGAUGGAGGAACUCAAGGUUCUUGCACUAGAGGCAAAUGAACGGCGCAUCAGGUACAAGAUCGAUGAGUGCAAUUCUAGUUCUAGUUUUGUGGCUAUCGAUCCUCGCAUGUCGGCGAUAUAUGUGGAUGCAGCUGGUCUUGUAGGUACUGAUGGCCCAAGGAAAGAGCUUGUCAAUUUGUUAACUGAUACCGAGAAGAAGCUCAAGGUGGUGUCCAUUGUUGGAUUCGGUGGUCUGGGUAAAACUACACUUGCAAAACAGGUGUAUGAUGAAAUCAAAGGGCGGUUCAACUGUAUGGCGUUUCUUCCCAUAUCUCAAAAACCUAAUAUGACAUGGAUUCUCAACCGUCUACAAUUAAAACUUGGGAUGCAUGGUUCUUCUAGUGCUUGUGAGUUGCAAGACCUCAUUGAGGACCUCAGAAAACAUCUCACAAAUAACAGGUACCUUAUUGUAGUUGAUGACCUGUGGGAUCAAUCAGUAUGGAAUGCUAUUAGCCGUGCCUUUCCAGAAAAUGAUAAAGGGAGUAGAGUAAUAGUAACCACUCGAGUGGAAGAUGUGGCUUCUGGGGCAUGCUGCAGUCACCCAGGGUCCAUUUACAGAAUGAACUUCCUCGACGAACAAGACUCAAAAAGGUUAUUUUAUAAUAGAAUAUAUGGAUCUGAAGAUGACUGUCCAUCCCGAUUUGAAGAUAUUUCAGCUGAAAUUCUGAAGAAGUGUGGUGGACUCCCACUUGCAAUCAUUACUAUAUCUAGCCUAUUAGCCAGUCGUCCUGAAAUGGACGAGUGGGAGGCCAUAAGGAAUUCUCUGGGCACCCAGUUUGCAAUAAAUCCCACAACGGAAGGGAUAAAGAGUAUAUUAAACCUUAGUUAUAUGCAUCUUCCUCUUCAUCUCCGGGCAUGUUUUCUGCACGUUGGUAUGUAUCCAGAAGACCGUGAGAUAGAGAGGGAUGAUUUGGUUCGUCAAUGGGUUGCAGAAGGCUUCAUCAAUAAUUUGUAUGGGCAAGAUAUGGAGGUUGCUGCGAAGAGCUAUUUCAAUGAACUUAUCAACAGAAGCUUGAUUCAGCCUGAACGUACUGAUCAUGGAGAGUUGUUAUCAUGCAGAGUACAUGUCUACAUGAUAUGA
This is a messenger RNA of Triticum turgidum subsp. durum (durum wheat), 1467 nucleotides long. The record is from the annotation of a GenBank genome assembly. NCBI's taxonomy places the organism in Eukaryota, Viridiplantae, Streptophyta, Magnoliopsida, Poales, Poaceae.